CGGAUUUGAGAUUCUUAAAUCCAGCUGCUAAUUCUGGGCCUAUGCCAACGCCACGACCAGCAUGGACACGUUCGGAAAACAAAUGAAGGAAAGCAGAAGCAGAAUCACUCCUACACCACACGCGUGGCAGGAAGACAAAUUUGAGAUUCCGAAUUCCGAAACCCGAAUUGCAAGCUCCACGCUCGCCUCAGACACGAGGUCGUACGAAUGAAUGUACUAGAGAGAUGAUGCUCGAGACACGCUUCGGGUCGAUGAUGGCCCUUGGGAUGCACAAGAGUCCUUGCGGGUCGAAAUUGUCCCGACUCGGAACUCCGCAUUCCGCCACUCGCCGCCCGUGAAAGAGAUUCUGUCGAAAGAUCCUGUAAAUAUGCCUCGAAACGCACGAGGUGUGAAUGUGCGGCACGCGGGGAUGUAGGGUUUGUGACAGAGCGGGUGGGAGAGAAUGUGGAGGCAGAGAGCAAAAUUGCUGGAAGCCGGAUUGGGUCGCUGCGUUGCCGAUGGGUUUAGGGGAGUCGGAGGGAGUGCUGGAAUUGGCGUCAGCUGUGGGAGAGGGUGUUUUGGAUUAGGACCAGAACUAGGACGAGAAGGAGGAGGAGGAGCAUUUCGAGUGAGACUCCACAGAGCAAAGCACUGCGUAGCUCUUUGGGGCAAUGGCGAUCACGGACGCCUGGGGCUGUCGUCGGCGUCGUCGUCGAAUGCCGCGUCUCGAUGGGAACCCACGGUGUGCGAGUCUUUGGCAGAGCUCGAGCCCAUCGCCGUCGCGUGUGGUGGUGCCCACACGCUGGUGCUCACCGACGAGGGCAGAGUGCUUGCCACGGGCUUGAACGACCACGGACAAUUAGGGGCGGAGCAAUUGGACACACACCAAUCGCAAUUCGUCGAGGUGGUGCGAGGGCUUCCGAGUCGCUGCGUGCACAUCGCAGCAGGAUACAACCACUCGGGCGCCAUAACCGAUGACGGCGCCGUGUACGUCUGGGGCAGCAAUGCCCACGGCCAACUCGGCCUCGGCAAGAAGGCGGAGAAACUGGUGCACGAUCCCACGAGGGUCGAAGCUCUCCGAGGCAUCCGAGUGAAGAAGCUCGCUCUGGGAGCCGAACAUUCUCUCGCCUUGUCCGAGGACGGCGACGUUCUGAGCUGGGGCAAUGGGAGCAGCGGACGACUCGGCCACGGCCGGCAAUCUGGCCCUCUUCGAUUUUUCGGAAACUCCACCGAAUUCCUCCCGAGGCUGGUCGAUUUUUUCCGUGAAAUUCGAAUUCACGACAUUGCGGCCGGACUCAUGCAUUCCGCGUGCGUCGAUUUCUACGGAGUCGUCUACACUUUCGGGAACGGGCGAAUGUGUCAAUUGGGCAAUGGCAGUUCCAGAGGAGACAUACCCGAGCCCGGUGCUCUGGCUCUCCCAGCCGCUCGACAGGUCGCUUGUGGUGGCUAUCACACGGGAGCUGUGACCAGGCUCGGAGAUUUGUACAUGUGCGGAUCGAACGAGAACGGGUGCCUCGGAUUUGGGUACAAGCACACGGAUCCCGCUCGAUUCCCCAUGAAAGUCGAAGGACCUUUAACUACGCAGAACGUUCUGGAGGUGGCAUGUGGCUGGAAACAUUCCUGUGCUCUCACGGACAAGGGUCAAUUGUUCGCGUGGGGUUGGGGAGGCGCCGAAGGCUCUUACUCAUCGGAUGGUCGCUCAGGCGGAGGGCAGCUAGGCCUCGGCAAUGAAUUCGAUUUCAAUGAACCAACCCUCGUACCGGUGAAGAGCAUGAAAGGAGUACAAGUUUCUUGCGGGUUCAAUCACACCGCCGCCAUAUUCAAAGAGUGCUAGACAAGGGGCUGGCGGCCAGGAACACUUCACACGUCGAUUCUUCCGUUUGUUGUUUCAGAAAUUUGGAAACAUAUGCCACAAUAGAGAUGAAGAUCAAGUCAAUUUUACUAUACUGAGGUACCGGGCCAAAUAAACUAGCCCUUUGUCUAUCCAUGCUUUGUGUUGAUGCGUGAUGUCAAGUCUUUCCAAACAUUUAAGAUUUAGAUUGCUGCUUCUUUUUACACACAGGAAAGCGAUCAGCUAUUCAACCGCUGCUGUGACGGGAAACAACAACAGUUCAUCAUAUGAUAAAAAAACCCAGCAUUUUUACGGAA
This is a messenger RNA of Marchantia polymorpha subsp. ruderalis, 2127 nucleotides long. The record is from the annotation of a GenBank genome assembly. NCBI's taxonomy places the organism in Eukaryota, Viridiplantae, Streptophyta, Marchantiopsida, Marchantiales, Marchantiaceae.